AUGUCAACUGGCAAGGAGCCAAGUGAAACCAUGGAUGCCGAUGAGCUUCUAGCAGCAAUGCUGGAUGAAGGCUUCAAUCGGCCGGACUUGGGUUCGGAGUACUAUUUCGCCCAGAAUGCACAAAGUCGAAGCCGCCACAUCAUCGCAGCCAUCUACUGGGACCUGAACGCCAUGUGGCAGCUCCAGAAAAUAUCGCGCGACCCGCAGUCUCUGGAUGAAGAACGAGCGAAAUACAUAGCCGAACGUCGAGCGAUAGAGGAAUUCCUUGAUCAAUCGAUGUACCACAAGUACCCUGAAAUCUUCCAGACAGACGGACACUAUCCACUUUUCGAUCGCGUCAGGUUCUUCCUCUUCGAGCAUGGGUGGCCUCUUUUUGCGAUGUGUGCGCUGUCAGAGGCGUUCCGCACGGCAUGUUUAAUUUCGGAGAUCAUGGUCUGGGACGAGGUGAGAAAAUUGAUAUCGACUAACAAGCGCAGUAUCGAGGUCUAUGUGCGGUCUCGCAAUCUUGACUGGCAAUCGCCUCUAUUGAAUUACGGUCACUUGGGAUUGCCGGGUCUCACGUCCCCCAUUCAGCCCGAGAUGGAUCUAGGUAAGGAACACGUUCAUCACUUGGUUCAGACGUCAGAUGGACAUCUGAAACGUCCGGUUCAUAUGGGGAAAGCACAGACUAACAUUAACAUCACAAUUUUCAAGCCUGCUCAAUCUGCGCAGAAGACUCGGACGACCCGGAUGACUCGGACUUCUCAGAAGAUUCAGACGACUCUGACUCCUCAGACGACUCAGGAGACUCGGAAGACUCAGAUUGCUCAGAUGGCUAUGGCUCAGAAGGCCCGAGAUCCUCAACGGCAUCCGUAUACAUAUCUUCCGAAGUGGGGUCCCUGCAUGAAGUGUCUGUGCAAGAGGAACUGUCCAUGCCAUAAUGUGGGCGGGCUCCCUGACUGUCUCAAAUGCCAGUGUCCACAGACUUGCAGAUGCAAAACGCCCAAGUGGCUGAUGUGUUAUAGGUGUGGAUCCACCGACUCUUGUACAUGCAGAGCUGGCUCAAUGGCAGGAGAUCUGAUAGAGCUCGUUGAAUAUCCCAUCAAGGGAACCGGUGUUCGUGCUCUGGCUAACUUUCUGGCGGGAACUAUUAUGGGUGAGUACGUUGGUGAAGUGAUACCUCUCAGUCGCAAAUGCAAUGAUAACAUCUACGCUCUCUGUCAGACCGGCGUUUACGGGAUGGAGCAAAUGGACCAAGUUGACAUGAAGCACAACGGAAUAACUUCAUCGGCGCAUGUUGGCAAUUGGACUCGAUACAUCAAUCAUCAUUGCGAGCCAAAUUGCACAUUCGUCUCGGUUCUCGUCGGUAACCGAAUAACGACCGUUGUCCAAGCUGUUCGAGAUAUCGCUAUCUUUGAGGAGAUCACGCUGCAUUAUGGAGAGCAAUACUGGAAAUCAACACAUUGCUUCUGUGGGAGCUCGAAAUGCUGCAACCCUCCUACAUAG
Penicillium diatomitis is the source of this 1485-nucleotide messenger RNA. Its product is annotated as SET domain protein. Lineage: Eukaryota; Fungi; Ascomycota; Eurotiomycetes; Eurotiales; Aspergillaceae. The record is from RefSeq and is a predicted model, not a curated record. Bases 1 to 1485 code for a protein of 494 amino acids. Gene Ontology annotation, molecular function: protein binding. The transcript has a single exon.